UUGUCGCGAGCCCAGCCCAGCACCACGCACCAUUGGGCGCUUUGAUAACGUACUGAUAACCUUUGGGCCAAAACCAUGGCCUGUGCUAGAACAUUUGUUCAAAUAUUGGUCCAAACCCUAAUACUUUCGUGUUACGCUGAACCUCAGUUGGAUUUGCCUCCUUUACCCCAAGUUUCUACCCAAAGAAAUCCUUACUAUGGACUGUCGAGUACAACUCCUGCUAAUCAAUACGAUUUAAACAGGAAUUUCCAAUUUACUUCUGCAAGACCGCAAGGAUCAAUCACACCAGGAGUAUACCCUGUUUCGUCGACUCCAAUCAGCAGAAUUAACCCCGAUAUAAACAACAAUGGGUAUCCGAGUUUGGAUUACGGGAACGGACGUAAUCCUACAUCUACUUUACGUCCGAAUGAUGACAGAAAUAGGGAAUUACGUCCAUUCGACGACAGGUCCCGAGAUGAUCGUAUUGAUAUUAACAAUGAUGCAAACUUCAGGAGAAAUGAUCCGAAUUUCGCUCGGAAUGAUCCAAAUUAUGUUGGGACCAAUCCGUACACUUUUAAUGGAGAUGUGAAUAGUAAUCGUCUUGAUGACCGGUUCAAUCACGCUAGUUUACAGCGUGUGAGGGAUUUUCUCCUUCAAGCGGAUGAGCAAGCUUCCAAGGAGUGUACGAAUAACGUUGCAGCUCAGUGGAAUUUCGAAACUGACGUAAAUGACGCAACACAACAUGCAGCUUUAGAAGCACAGCAACGCUACACCCUCUUCCAGCGAGGGCUGUGGGAGGCGGCGCAGCACGUGCCUCGCGGAGCCAUUAGAGACUUCGGCACCUUCAGGCAGCUGCGUAUGCUCUCCAUCAUAGGACCCGCUGCGUUACCUCCAGAUCAGCUGGACAGAUACAACCGCAUAAUCAACGACAUGCUAGCAGUGUACAAUACAGCAGAGAUAUGCGCAUACAAUGAGCCGUUCAAAUGCGGUCUCCACCUCCAACCAGAUCUGCAGUUCAUCAUGUCCCACUCCAGGGACUGGGAUGAGCUCCAGCAUGUCUGGACGGAGUGGAGGAGGAACACCGGCAGGCGGAUCCGGGACCUGUAUGAACAGCUUGUGGAUUUGACCAAUCAGGCUGCAAGGCUCAAUAAUUUCACCGAUGCCUCGGCGUAUUGGAUGUUCCCGUAUGAAUCCUUCAGCAUGAGGCAAGAGGUCGAAGAAGUCUGGGAACAGGUCAAACCCAUAUAUGACCUGCUCCACGCCUACGUCCGCCGGCGGCUCCGAGAGGCGUACGGCCCGGAGAGGAUCUCAAGAUCUGCGCCCAUCCCUGCUCAUAUACUCGGUGAUAUGUGGGGACAGAGCUGGUCGGGUAUUGUGCCCUUUACCCUGCCCUACCCGGGCAAGAAUCUCGUUGAUGUUACCCCGGAAAUGGUGCAACAGGGUUACACACCACUAACAAUCUUUCAACUGGCAGAAGAGUUCUUCGUUUCCAUGAACAUGUCAGCGAUGCCUCAGGACUUCUGGGCGCUGAGUCUGUUCGAACAGCCCGCCAAUAGGCACACCCACUGCCAACCAUCCGCCUGGGACUUCUGCAAUGGCCAUGAUUAUCGCAUCAAGAUGUGCACCCACCCAGACAUGAAAGACUUGAUCACGGCUCACCAUGAGAUGGCGCAUAUCGAAUACUUCUUGGCGUACAAAAACCAGCCCAAGGUGUUCCGCGAUGGUGCCAACCCAGGUUUCCAUGAAGCGAUCGGCGAGGCCAUCGCACUCUCAGUAUCCUCUCCCCGCCACCUGCAGACCCUCGGCCUCAUCCAGCGCUCAGUGGAUGACACAGCCCAUGACAUCAACUACCUUUACACGCAGGCUAUGGACAAGCUGUCCUUCCUGCCUUUCGCGCUGGUGAUGGACAGGUGGCGAUGGGAUGUAUUCACUGGUGAUGUCCGGAAGGAGCAGUAUAAUUGCCAUUGGUGGAGACUAAGGGAGCAGUAUGGAGGAAUCAAGCCGCCGGUACUCCGAUCCGAGCUGGACUUCGACCCUGGCUCCAAGUACCACAUUCCGGCCAACAUCCCGUAUAUAAGAUACUUCGUGAGCACCAUCCUGCAAUUCCAAAUUCACCGCGCCCUGUGCGAGAGAACCGGCCAGUUCAUCCCGGGCGACCCAUCUCGCCCGCUGCACAAGUGCGACAUCUACCGGAACCCGGAGGCUGGGAGGAUAUUGACGCGUCUCAUGGAGCGUGGUUCCUCAGUACCCUGGAGCCAAGUCCUGCAGGAGUCGAUCGGCGAGACCAGGCUGAACGGGGAUGCCAUGAGGGAGUACUUCAGGCCGCUGGAGGAGUGGCUUCGAAGUGAGAACCUUAGAACUGGGGAGUAUCUGGGAUGGAGCUAUGACGGAGAUUACUGUAAAUUCAGCAUCGAAACAGCAGGUCUCCAAGUCUACGGUGGGUUCUACAACGCGGCCAGCACACACUUCGAUGUCACAACGUUUGUCAUACUGCUGAUAACUUCCGCUGUGGCCACCGCUUCGGCACUGCGCUGGCGGUGAUCAUCACUAUCUUGUAAUCACGAGAAAGUGUAGAGCACAAAUAAACUAAAUAUGAUCACAGGUUAUCUUUGACUAGCUGAAGCCCGCGACUUCCGGUAUAGGUUUUAUUAAAAAUCAUGUAAGAACUCUUUAAU
Messenger RNA from Maniola jurtina (meadow brown), 2654 nucleotides. It is a transcript of the gene Ance-3, whose product is annotated as angiotensin-converting enzyme. Bases 76 to 2520 code for a protein of 814 amino acids. Gene Ontology annotation, molecular function: peptidyl-dipeptidase activity; metallopeptidase activity. Gene Ontology annotation, biological process: proteolysis. Lineage: Eukaryota; Metazoa; Arthropoda; Insecta; Lepidoptera; Nymphalidae. Gene Ontology annotation, cellular component: plasma membrane. The record is from RefSeq and is a predicted model, not a curated record. The transcript is spliced from 12 exons.